GUAAAACAAUUCUUUUACAAGAAAAAGAAAAAAAAAUAUCUCCCUUGCCGGAGAUAUUGUACUGCAAAAUAAGACACGCUUCUUCACCUUAUCCAAAUCCUCCUCCGUAAAACCCCUGCAAACAAACCCCAUUCUUCAAUGGCAACCUAACCCAAAAUCUCCAUUUCCCGUAAUUAAAAGAAAUGCUUCAAUCUUUUAAUUCAACGAAUUCUUCAAUGGAACUCUCAUCAUCUCUUACACCCUUCUCGAAAAAGCUCUCCGAUAUCUCAUUCUCUUCAUCCCUCUCCCCCUUCCCACUUCAACUCUACCCACAAACAUCAAAACCCAAAAACCUCCGCGUCCUCGCUGUUGCUGUCGGCCCAUCGCAAGAGCUUCCCAGAAACAGCCCGCAAAGACUCCUAAAAGAGCUUGCCCAUCGUAAAAAAGCCACAGCUCCAAGGAAAAAAGUACCCCCCAAAAGGUUCAUACUGAAGCCUCCCCUCGAUGACAAAAAACUGACAGAAAGAUUCCUAAACAGCCCACAAUUAUCCUUAAAACAGUUCCCUUUGUUAAGUUCUUGCCUGCCUUCUUCAAAGCUUAACACUGCUGACAAUACUUGGAUAGACGAGUAUUUGCUUGAAGCUAAGCAAGCUUUGGGGUAUCCUUUGGAGAAAUCUGAUGAAUUGGGAGAUGAUAAUCCGGCGAAACAGUUUGAUACUCUGUUGUAUUUGGCGUUUCAGCAUCCUUCUUGUGAUAGGACUAAUGCUAGGCACGUUAGGUCGGCUCAUUCCAGGCUUUGGUUUUUGGGGCAAUAUGUACUGGAGUUGGCUCUGGCGGAGUUUUUCUUGCAGAGGUAUCCGAGGGAAUCGCCGGGGCCAAUGAGGGAAAGAGUGUUUGGUUUGAUUGGGAAGAGGAAUUUGCCUAACUGGAUUAAAGCUGCUAGCUUGCAGAAUCUAAUCUUUCCUUAUGAUGAUAUGGAUAAAUUGAUUAGGAAAGACCGGGAACCUCCUGUGAAGUCCGUCUUUUGGGCUCUGUUUGGGGCAAUAUACUUGUGUUUUGGUAUGCCGGAAGUGUAUCGUGUUCUUUUUGAAGUAUUUGGAAUGGAACCAGAAGCUGAUGACUGCCAGCCACGAUUAAGGAGACAACUUGAAGAUGUAGAUUAUGUUUCUGUUGAAUUUGAAGGGAAUAAGCUCAGUUGGCAGGAUGUUGCUACUUAUAAGCCACCACAGGAUGCACUUUUUGCACAUCCAAGGCUAUUCAGGGCUUGUGUUCCACCAGGUAUGCAUCGGUUUCGGGGAAAUAUCUGGGAUUAUGACAGCAAACCACAAGUUAUGCAGAUACUGGGAUAUCCCUUGGCAGUAAAUGAUAGAAUACCCGAAAUUACUGAAGCCAGGAACAUUGAACUCGGGCUUGGGCUACAGCUUUGUUUUAUGCAUCCAUCAAAAUACAAGUUUGAACAUCCUCGGUUUUGCUUUGAGCGGUUGGAGUAUGUCGGCCAGAAGAUCCAGGAUCUGGUUAUGGCGGAGAGGUUGCUGAUGAAGCAUCUAGACGCCCCUGGAAGAUGGCUACAAGAGAAGCAUCGCCGUGUUCUUAUGAACAAGUUCUGCGGGAGGUAUUUGCGGGAAAAGUAUAUGCAUCGUUUUAUCAUCUACUCGGAGCAAGUUCAAGGUGCGUAUGAGAACAAUCGAAGACUCCGGAACCCUGCCACAACUGCUGUUCAGCAGGCCCUCCAUGGCCUUUCAUACACUGUAUAUGGUAAGCCAGAUGUGAGACGCCUUAUGUUCGAGGUUUUUGACUUUGAGCAAAUUCAACCUAAAUCUGUGUAAAUAUCUGGACACUGAUUCGUGAAAGCUUAUUGUUUGAAUUGAAGUACGGGAAAAUUGGAUGGUUGAAUUUGGUUUUAAAGAUGGAACUAAUGAGGUUUGGUCGAUUAUUUGAUAUUGGGUUGGUUUCGAUGAA
Gossypium arboreum is the source of this 1938-nucleotide messenger RNA. RefSeq names its product ribonuclease III domain-containing protein RNC1, chloroplastic. The coding region runs from base 183 to 1805 and encodes 540 amino acids. The transcript has 5 exons. Gene Ontology annotation, cellular component: nucleus. The record is from RefSeq and is a predicted model, not a curated record. Gene Ontology annotation, biological process: regulation of gene expression; rRNA processing. Gene Ontology annotation, molecular function: ribonuclease III activity; double-stranded RNA binding. Lineage: Eukaryota; Viridiplantae; Streptophyta; Magnoliopsida; Malvales; Malvaceae.